UUAUCAAGGUUGUCGUACUAUAAACAAUGCGAAGUUCUAACUGAGAUUACAAUGUACCGGUGUCUUUCCGGUAGAGCAUCGUCACUCAUUCUGUUUGUCCUGAACGGACUUUCCAUACUGUUUGGGAUUGCUUUAAUAUCCCUUGGGAUUGUAUGUAUCGUUGACCAUGGAAAUAUGUCUGAAGUUGUUGGAACCUCACUCUAUUCGUCUGGAGUGUACAUAGUCAUCUUCUUAGGACUUGUUAUUACAAUCGUAGCUCUAUGUGGUUACAUCGCAGCUGAUAGAGAAAAUAUCUGCCUGAUUGUGUCAUAUAUAUUCAUUUUAUGCUUACUCGCAUUACUCUUGUUGAUAUCAGGAAUAAUAGUUUUGUCCUUUAGAAGUUCACUUGGUGAAUCGGCUAGAAGUGUGAUGGUAGAUUCGUUAAGGAAUCACUAUGGACGAUAUGGGAUUAUAACUGAUGCAUGGGACUUGGUACAGAGGCACCUACGUUGCUGUGGAGUGGAUAACAUUGGAUGGGGUGUGUAUAACGGAUCGUGGUGGGACAUGAUUGUAAACUCGGAUUUAUACGAAACGAACACUAAAUUGUCAGAAUCAAGUUUGUUUUACUUGUUUGUUCCAGAAUCUUGUUGUGUCAAGAAACUUGAUGGGUUGACUGGUUGGCCAACUGAAGUAUACAGGGAUAGGAGACGCUGCCAGACGUGGCAGUACGGACCACCAAAUAAAAGCAGUGGACCUCACAACGACGCUAUUUACUAUGCAGGAUGCUUUGAAAGUUUGAAAAGUUAUAUCAAUAAUUAUGCUAAGGCUGUUGGCCUCUUGGCACUGAUCGCGUGCAUUAUCUUGAAAAUAAACUCUUCGGUUAUCGUUGAAGUCUUUUGCAUUCGACAAAUGGCGGAUUUCACCUGUUAGCUCACUGGUCGGACAUAGUCUUUGUGUUCACAAUACCACAACUUACUAAUAUUUUCUAAAUGUACUGUCUCAUUUCUUUGAAAUCACCAAACAUAAACCUUGGUACAUUUCACCGGGAAUGUCGAAAGCAAUCAAAGUCUACCCCAAUUCUUGUACUUUUAUCAAGUAAUUCUAAACACAUAAGUUUGAUUCUAAUAGGAAAAUUGCUGUUGUAACCGAA
Messenger RNA from Schistosoma haematobium, 1129 nucleotides. RefSeq lists its product as uncharacterized. Lineage: Eukaryota; Metazoa; Platyhelminthes; Trematoda; Strigeidida; Schistosomatidae. The transcript is spliced from 7 exons. Gene Ontology annotation, cellular component: membrane. The record is from RefSeq and is a predicted model, not a curated record. The annotation marks the transcript as partial.